CAGUCAAAGCAAAAGCCGUAGAUCUAUAAGAUCUCCAGGGAUAUCAAUAUAAUGAAUAUAGGGAACAGGAAUGCAGAUUAUUCUUUACAGAAUACAGGGAAAUUGGUGAAAGGGUCAAAAUAGUUUCGAUUAGUACAGACAAAGAAGCAAGCAAAAAGAAGCAUAAGGUGGUACUUUGACCUUUGUUGGGACCAAGGCCCUAUAUAGUGUAAAUAAGCCAAGGCACACGCCACACCAUGAGAAGAUCAUCAGCACCAUCCGCUGGAGGAUUGAACAAACGUGGAAAGUUUUCUACCCCAUUUGUUGCAAAGCCAUCUGAGGCCAAGACUGUGAAGCAGGUGUCUUGUGAAAAUUUCACAACAGGCAAUUUUCCAGCAUCUGGCCAUUUUCCAAAGCAGGGCUGCAGCAACUCUGCAACACCUGAGCCAGAGUUGAACAGAAGACCCCUGACAGAGAUUCUCAGCCUGCUGGGGCCGCCAUGUUCUUCCAGUCAGUCAGACAGCACUGCCACUCAGCCCCAGUGUACUGGAGGUGGUCUGUCAGCAGGGUCAGCUGCUCAGGUCACUCAGCUGACCCCAAAACUCAGCUCAUUCAGAUCCACUGGGAAACCAUCAAAUGUGACCAUACAAGCAGCACUGAAUGAAAAUUCUGCUGUACCUGAGACAGAAAAAGCACCUGAUGGAGUCAGAUAUUUUGAAGUCAUAUGGUGCAAGAAAUCGACCAGGAAGCACAAGAAAUGGGAGGGUGAUGCCCUGAUGGAGGUGCACCGACGGCAUGUGACUCUCACGGAUCUCGAUGGGAAGGAGAUCGGACAGUGUUCCGGCUACAAGAUCAAGGAGCUGGAGGAGCUCACAGACGGCAGUCUGCUCUCUGUCGGCGGCAAGGAGGUCGAGAUCCAAAACUCGGUCACCCGGGAGCAGUUCGUGGCCAAAACUUCUGGCGCCGCGGCUGCACCGGCACCUCCAGCCGUCGAGCCGCCCCCUCCCCCGCCCCCGCCGCCCAGCCGCCCGUUCAUCAGCCCGCUGGCGGGGGCGGCACCGCGGCGUCCUGGCGGUGGACCGGUGCAGCCGAGGUUUGAUCCGCGCUCACCAGGGGCGCUAGUGAUGCCCCGACCGUCGGCUCAAUAUCAGUGGCGGUACAACGGCGGCGGUGACGGCGGCGGCAGCCGGCCGCUGGUGGACGUCGUCGUGGACCCCCAUCUCUCCCGUCACCUCCGACCCCACCAGCGGGACGGCGUCAGCUUCCUCUACCGCUGUGUCAUGGGCUUCGACACGGAGCUGGGACGGGGGGCGGUGCUCGCUGACCAGAUGGGACUCGGCAAGACGCUGCAGUGCAUCGCGCUCAUAUGGACGCUGCUCAAGCAGGGCCCGUUCGGGGGAGAGCCGGUGGUGCGUCGUGUGCUGAUCGUCACCCCGUCCAGCCUCGUCAGGAACUGGGUCAACGAGUUCAAAAAGUGGCUCGGCAAGGAGCGUCUCGCCGUGUUUGCUGUGGAUCAGAACCACACCGUUCGCGAGUUCGCCGGCGGCCGAAUCUGUCCCGUGCUGAUCGUCUCCUAUGAGAUGGCCGUCCGGAGCCUUGCGGAGCUACAGCGGUGUCAGUUCGAUCUCAUGAUCUGUGACGAGGGGCACCGACUGAAAAACUCCAACAUCAAAACGGCCACGGCUCUGACGUCUCUGGAGUGUCCGCGCCGUGUGUUGAUGACCGGCACACCGGUCCAGAACGACCUCCUCGAGUUCUUCUCACUGCUGCAGUUCGUCAACCCCGGAGCACUGGGGUCGCUGGCAGAGUUCCGUCGUGACUACGAGCGUCCGGUGGUUGAGGGCCGUCAGCCGGGAGCCUCGGAGGAGAUCCGACAACUGGGCGAGGAGAGGGCCGAGCAGCUGGCCAACAUUACAGACAGGUUUAUCCUGCGCCGGACCCAGGAGGUGCUGGACCGCUACCUGCCGCCCAAGGUGGAGACGGUGGUCUUCUGCCGACCCUCGCCGCUGCAGGAGGAGCUGUACGACCGGGUGCUGCAGAGCCGCGAGCUGCAGCAGCUGUUGAGCUGUGACAGCUCCUCAGCCGCCGGUACCGUCCACCUGGUGUACAUCGCCCUGCUAAGGAAACUUUGCAGUCACCCGGCGCUGCUCCGGUCGGCGGCGGAGAAACAGGAGUCUGCCCUGCUCUCUCGGCUGCAGCUGGAUCUGGACCGUCUGGAAUCGGACCUGGACGGUCCGGAGUCCGGUCUGUACCGUCUGGGUCCGGGCCGGUCCGGACUCCAGGCCCACCUCUCCGGGAAGAUGGCCGUGGUGUCCAGUCUGCUGGAGAGCCUGCAGUCCAGGGAGAAGGUGGUGCUGAUCUCGUACUAUACACAGACUCUCGACCUUCUGGCAGAGCUAUGCCAGCAGCUUCAGCUGGGCUUCUUUCGACUAGAUGGCAGCACGCCAUCCACCAAGAGACAGUCUCUGGUCGACCAGUUCAAUAGCUCGUAUUCGACUGAAGCCGUGUUCCUGCUGUCGGCCAAGGCCGGAGGUGUCGGUCUGAACCUGGUGGGCGCCUCCUCUAUCGUCCUGUUUGACCUCGACUGGAACCCCGCCAACGACCUGCAAGCACUGGCCCGCGUCUGGAGGGACGGACAGAAACGAACCACGAGGGUCUACAGACUUCUGACGGCCGGCACGAUCGAGGAAAAGAUCUACCAGCGUCAGAUCAGCAAGCAGGGUCUGAGCGCCGCUGUGGUGGACGCCGGACAGCGGUCAGCGGCACACUUUAGCCGGGACGAGCUCAGGGACCUGUUUUCGCUCGAUGACGGCGUCGACUGCAGUACCCACGACCUGCUGAGUUGCGGCUGUGACCUGGCAGGCGGACCCUGCCCCUCCACGGCAGAGGAUGAGGGCGAGUCUGCUGACACGGCGGUGGACGUGCGGCCCUGUCAGCUCGGACCGUCUGACCCGACCUCGGCAACCGCCGGUGGCCGCCAUACGGGUAUGGAACGGCUGCUAGAGUGGCAGCACUAUGGUGCUCCAUUUGACCCGGACGUCAUACAGGAUGAGGGCCUGGCUCGAGCCGGUGACGUCAUCACGUUCCUAUUCCGACACGUCGUAGCAGCGGCGUUCGAGUAGUGAUGACGUCACGAUAUGAUCUGAGAAACUGUGAUCUUUGACGGCUGUUGAGCUGUUGGUUUGUGAAAUCGUGUUGUUGAGUACAAUAAAGCACGUGUCAUUAUA
Amphibalanus amphitrite is the source of this 3206-nucleotide messenger RNA. Its product is annotated as DNA repair and recombination protein RAD54B-like. Lineage: Eukaryota; Metazoa; Arthropoda; Thecostraca; Balanomorpha; Balanidae. Bases 237 to 3101 code for a protein of 954 amino acids. The record is from RefSeq and is a predicted model, not a curated record. Gene Ontology annotation, cellular component: nucleus. Gene Ontology annotation, biological process: double-strand break repair via homologous recombination; reciprocal meiotic recombination. The transcript is spliced from 20 exons. Gene Ontology annotation, molecular function: DNA translocase activity; ATP-dependent chromatin remodeler activity; ATP binding.